UAGAAGUAUGAUAGAUUUUUUGCAAAUUUUGCUCUUUCCUUGACAAGAUGCGAGCAAUAAUUCAACGUGUUAAGCGGGCGAGUGUAACAGUCGAUGGCGAGUUGAUCAGUUCAAUCAAAGAAGGCCUGUGUGUGCUGGUUGGAAUAGGUGUAAAUGAUACUAAAAAGGACAUUGAGUAUUUAGCAAAUAAAAUCCUGAAGUUCAGGCUGUUUGGGGAAGAGGACAGAAGAUGGCGGAAAAGUGUCAUGGAUCUAAAUUAUGAAGUGCUUUGCGUCAGUCAGUUCACCUUGAUGUGUGUGUUAAAAGGAAAUAAGCCUGAUUUCCACAAGGCAAUGGAAAAUGAGAAAUCCCAACAAUUUUACGAAGAAUUUCUGGCAGAAUUAAAAACAAGAUACCAACCAGAGAAGAUUAAAGAUGGAAAGUUUGCAGCAUAUAUGCAAGUGGAAAUACAAAAUGAUGGCCCAGUUACAAUUCAAAUUGAUUCACCAACCACUAAAAAUGAGGUACUGACUGGAGACACAGAAGGGAAAUCAGCUGCCAAGUCAGAAGACAAUUAAGUGUUACAGAAAUAUUCAGUAAUUGUGUUCCUGAGGGUUGCAUGUGCACAUGUUCAAUAGAUUACUGUAAGUUAAGUCAAGGUGGAAAUCAUCAUUUUGCUAUCAUAUGAAUAACGGAUUUUGAAAGAGUGUAAGAGGAUACGAAAGAACUACCUGCAAAAAGGCUCAUUUUGCAGAAUUAUUUAUAAUUACACACAACAUAAGCAAUGUUUUCUUGUGAUUUUACAAUAAUUAAAAAUAUUAUAUUAUAAUGUAUCUAUCGUGUUUCGUGGAAAGAACACGACCUCUCCGGAGGUGAUAGGUUACGAUAUCCUGACAUCUGAAGACCUUGGAUUAUAAAUUGUAACAUGAGACAUAAACUGAUGUAAUAAACUGCCUAAAAUCCAAGCCAGGUGAAUGUAUACGGGGAAUAAACUACACUUACUACAACGUUACUGAUAGCAGAUUC
Messenger RNA from Dendronephthya gigantea, 1005 nucleotides. Its product is annotated as D-aminoacyl-tRNA deacylase-like. NCBI's taxonomy places the organism in Eukaryota, Metazoa, Cnidaria, Anthozoa, Malacalcyonacea, Nephtheidae. Gene Ontology annotation, biological process: tRNA metabolic process. The transcript has 6 exons. The coding region runs from base 48 to 557 and encodes 169 amino acids. Gene Ontology annotation, cellular component: cytoplasm. Gene Ontology annotation, molecular function: D-tyrosyl-tRNA(Tyr) deacylase activity. The record is from RefSeq and is a predicted model, not a curated record.